Cordyceps fumosorosea ARSEF 2679 is the source of this 2118-nucleotide messenger RNA. RefSeq names its product Synaptojanin. NCBI's taxonomy places the organism in Eukaryota, Fungi, Ascomycota, Sordariomycetes, Hypocreales, Cordycipitaceae. Gene Ontology annotation, cellular component: endoplasmic reticulum. The transcript is spliced from 3 exons. Gene Ontology annotation, biological process: phosphatidylinositol dephosphorylation. Gene Ontology annotation, molecular function: phosphatidylinositol-4-phosphate phosphatase activity. The coding region runs from base 1 to 2118 and encodes 705 amino acids. The record is from RefSeq and is a predicted model, not a curated record.
AUGGCCCCCUUCACCGGCCCCUUGUACCCUUACCGCGACAUCAACCUGCGUGUCAGCAACGACGCCUACACCUUCACGUCGCCCUCCUCUCCCAAUGCCCCGGCAUUGGUUCUUGACCGUCCUACCGGUGAUGUCAGCUUGACCGAGCCGUCUCUGCAGUCCACCAAGCGCGCCACUCGCGUCUCUAGCAUUGCCGGCGUUCUCGGCCUGAUUCAGCUCAAGCUCGACAAAUAUGUCGUCAUAGUCAACAAGACCAAACCCGUCGGCCGCCUCAAAGGCCAGAUGGUCUACAAGGUCCUUGCCGCCGAGAUCCUGCCCAUGCGCGAGCGCCAGAUUCACGAUCCCGACGAGGAUACCUUUGUCCGCCUCCUCGAUACGUUCCUCAAGAAGGCGCCCCUCUAUUUUUCCUAUUCGCUUGACCUCACGAACUCGUUCCAGAGGCAAUCUCAGGCCGACACCGCUAAGCCUCUCUGGAUGCGCGCCGACGAUCGCUUCUUCUACAACAAGUUCCUCCAGUCAGACCUCAUCGACUUCCGCAACCUCGGGUCCCGCGCCCAGCCUGGAACUCAGCCCGGUAUCGAUCCCUUUAUCCUCCCCUGCAUGUUUGGCAUGUUAGAGAUUAAGCAAACCACAUUCAAGGGCACCCCUGUUAGCCUCACCCUCAUCUCCCGCCGCUCUAGAUACCGCGGUGGCACUCGAUUUUUUACCCGUGGUGUGGACGAGGAAGGCCAUGUCGCCAACUACAACGAGACAGAGCAGAUCGUUAUUCUCAACGAGGCCAGCACUGGUAUGGGCGGCUUCGCUGGCAGUACCGAUAUGCAGAGCGGCAAGCUUGGCGGUACCGACGGCAAGGAGAUGCAAAUCAUGUCAUACGUCCAGACUCGAGGCAGUGUUCCUACGUACUGGUCCGAGAUUAACAGCUUGCGUUACACCCCCAAGCUGCAGGUCCGUGGUACCGAGGCUGCUACCGCUCCUGCUGCGCGCCACUUUGAUGAGCAGAUUCGCAUUUACGGCGACAACUAUCUCAUCAACUUGGUAAACUCCAAGGGCCGUGAGCGCAACGUCAAGGAGUCGUAUGAACAAAUGUGCCAGGCCCUCUCCAGAGCCGGUAGCAUUGGCGAUGCCACCAACGAGAAGUUCACCGUGACUCCCAGCAGUAGCAGCCGCAAUCAGUUUGACAAGAUUCAUUACGUCUACUUUGACUUCCACACCGAGACUAAAGGCAUGAGAAUGGACAAGGCCUACAACUUGGUCACGCGUAUGCACCAAGAGCUUGAGACGCAAUCAUACUUCCGCGGCAUCAACAUGCCAGGUGGCCUUGAUGACAAACUCGAGGCCCGCAGUCUACAGACCAGCGUCAUGCGUACCAACUGUAUGGACUGCCUUGACCGCACCAACGUUGUUCAAAGCAUGUUUGCCCGCGCAGUUCUCGACCGCAUUUUUAGCGAGCUCGGUCUCAUGCCUCGUGGCGCCUCCUUCAAGGAGCAGGACCCCGACUUUGAGUUUCUGUUCCGUAACCUCUGGGCCGACAAUGCUGAUACGGUCUCUGGUUCCUACUCUGGCACUGGAGCCAUGAAGACAGACGUCACCCGCACGGGUACGCGCACCAAGCUCGGUGCCCUUCAGGAUGGACGCAUCGGUGUCACGCGUUAUUUCCUUAACAACUUCCUCGACGGUCCCCGCCAGGACAGCUUCGACCUCUUCCUCGGCGCCUACCAGCCCGGGAAGUCCGGUGUCGGCCUAGGUCGCAUUUUUGUCGACAGACGUCCCCUCCUAAUCCAAUCGAUCCCUUACUUGCUUGCUUUCAGCGCCUUCAUUGUCUUGAUCGGCAUCUUCACUAAGCGUGAGCCCGACGCCAGGGUCCUGCCCCUGCGCAUCUUUAUUCUUUUUUGGACCGCCGUUGCUGCCUGGUGUUUGCACUUUAUCCUCGGACAUGGCAUGCUCUACGUCAACUGGCCCACACUCAACCCACGCCCGUUUGCCACGGAGGGCUACAAUGAGCACUACUCUAAAGCGCGCAAAGAUGCUCUGCUUGGCAGCUUCGUAGCUCGCCACGAGCGUGGCCUCAGCACGGCACGCUUCCUAAGUGCCGAGGAGGGUAAAAAGAGAAUCGAAUAA